Messenger RNA from Diatraea saccharalis (sugarcane borer), 402 nucleotides. Lineage: Eukaryota; Metazoa; Arthropoda; Insecta; Lepidoptera; Crambidae. The record is from the annotation of a GenBank genome assembly.
AUGAAUUUUAUUAACCACAUACCCAUAGGAGGCCAUAUCAAAGGCGGUUUACAUCUCCUUUGUGGAGAUGAGGAGGAAGGAAUCAAGUCUUUGAAAGCAGCAAAUAGAGCCUCGUUCGUAACGGGUGGGGCAAUUGUUGGUAGCGUAUUUGGACCGGCAGGGGCGGCCGGCGGCGCCGCAAUUGGAGGCACAAUUAUGGAUACUGUUCAUUCCUGUGCCGGUGAUCGUAGUGAAGGUGUCAUUCGGGCAGGAGAACGUGUGAUAACAGACGUCGAAAAAGGCAGAGUUCCCAUACGGUCGACUUUGAAUGUUGGAGUUUAUCUUGGCGCAGAUGCUAUCAGCGGACUAGGUGCCAAUCGCGUGCUACCGCGAACAGGAGGUGUCCGUAUCCAUCCUAUGUAA